AUGGCACGGCCCAAGGCGCGUAGUACAAACCUCACGCAUGAGCAAAAGCGCCUCAUCUGUCUACACGCACGACAGUUUCCCAAGACCACCCAAACACAAUUGGGUCAAUGGGCUAAAGAGCAGUUCAAUCUCGACUAUGUGCCAUCACAGGCCGCCAUGAGCUACAUGCUCAAGAAACGCACGCAAUUCGAACUCGUGUCCGGUGAAGGUCGUGACUACAAGAAGCUGCGCACCGUCAAAUGUCCCGAGGUGGACUCGGCGCUGGCCAAUUGGUUCCUCUACUGCCAAGCAAGACGACUCAAAUUACCAGGAGAUCUCGUACGUCACAAAGCGCGCAUAUUCUAUGAGCUCCUAGCCCCGCAGCUACCUGAAAGUGUCACAUGUUCUCCGCCUCAAUUUUCCAAUGGCUGGAUGCAUUCAUUCAUGGGAAGGCAUGGAUUCUCUUUAGGAGGAGGCAAAGGCAGCAAAGGACGAACGCAACAUGAAGAAGCGGACGGUAAACCAAAAUUGACACCGGAAACGUCGGUGAUCUCCACGCCGGACCAUAUCAAGGCGGCAGUGGCGGGUGUGCCGCCGGAAAAUGUCUACUGGCUGCAUGAGACGCGGCUGUUUUACGCGAUGAGUCCGGACAGGCAAGCGUUACCAUCUAAUCAUCAUCCGGAAAAAAAGUUGACAAUGCUAUUGGCACUUAACGCAGACGGCAGUGAUAGGCUUAACCCGUUUUUUGUGGGACCUCACCCGUUGUCGAUGGAUUCGAACCAAAAGGCGGAAGAACGGCCGUAUCAAUUUGCCUGCAAUCAUAAAGCCUGGAUGCCGCCGACGAUGCUACGAGACUGGCUCAUGGCGCUGGAUUGGCGCAUGCGUGUUACUAACCGCAAUAUUGUGCUUAUUGUUGACUCAGUAGCUGCCAUGUGCGUGCAAAAAGCGUCGUUGUCGAAUGUAAAGAUGCAUUUUGUGGAACGCAACCACGCUGGAGAGCUCUGUGUUCGAACUUUAGAAAUGGGCGUUGUGGCUGCUGUCAAGCGCCGUUACCGCUACCAGCUCUUAGACUACGCGCUUGACCGGCGAGAGGAAGGUCAGCUUGAUAUCUACGAUAUUCCAUUGCAAAAGGUUGUAGAGUGGGUGGUACAAGGUUGGCAGCAAAUUCCGCGGUCACGCAUCAUUGCUAGCUUCGCGCACGUGGGCGUGAUGUUUACUACCGAGACAGGAGCUGCAGUUGCCCCGGACGACCGUAUUGAUGAUAAACUUGAUGCGCAGAUUCAAGUGCUGUUGAAGCGUUUAAAGCUAGUCAGUCCCAUGCGGCUGAUUGAGGUCGUGGCACCUAGUUCUGAGAAGGUGUCCGACGAAAACCUGACAGAUGCAGAUUUUGCUGACUCGGCGCUGCAUGCCGCUCAAGGUACGAUUGGUAUACAAUUGAGCUCGGACGACCUGACCCGCCAUACGAUAGUGCAAGAGUCUACAAAUUCAGAUAGCUUGACACCAGUCGACAUGCAGGCAUUCUCAUCCAGUCCAACUGCACCCCGCCGCAACAGCAACAAUGCCAGCAGUGUACUGAGCAAUUACCCUGGUUUUGAUCAGGGGUACCCUGGCUCACUGGAUGAUUCGUGGUUGUCACAUGGUGCUAUGACCGCCCCUGGUCGCCAGCCUGUGAGCGAUUUGGAGGCGGUACAAAAGACAAUUUGUUUGGCGAACGAAAUGAAUUGUGAUCCAGUGGUGAUGUUGGAGCUCAAUCGAAUUAAAACGGAGGUGGCCAAUCGUGAUCCAAGCACGUCAACUUCUACAACGCUGAGUACGCCGACCACUCGCAAUGCUGCCGUCUGUCAAUUUCAUUUCGGAGCUCCAACUCGGCGACUACUAUAA
Molecule: messenger RNA, 1860 nt
Organism: Peronospora farinosa
Lineage: Eukaryota; Oomycota; Peronosporomycetes; Peronosporales; Peronosporaceae
Source: the annotation of a GenBank genome assembly